Prunus persica (peach) is the source of this 3020-nucleotide messenger RNA. RefSeq lists its product as uncharacterized. NCBI's taxonomy places the organism in Eukaryota, Viridiplantae, Streptophyta, Magnoliopsida, Rosales, Rosaceae. The record is from RefSeq and is a predicted model, not a curated record. The coding region runs from base 771 to 2717 and encodes 648 amino acids. The transcript is spliced from 13 exons.
UUUUUUUGGACAAACUACAGUAAACUCCCCAACCUAUAGGAUCAUUUAUGAGUGCAUACCUGAUUUUGGGGACAUUUAUGAGUACAUACUCAACGUUGCUGAAAACCUACAAUUUACCCCCUCUGUUAGCGAGAUCGUCAGAAAAUUUGUUAUCUCCCUACGUAGCAUUUGUGGGACCUUUUUUUUUUUUUUAACUGACGUGGACUCCACAUAAGACAUAAAAUUAAGAAAAUAAAUGAAAAAACAAUUAAAAAAAUCUAAAAACCCAAAAAAAAAAAAAAAAAAAAAAAAACCUCAUCUUCUCUCUCUCUCUCUCUCUCUCUCUGGCUUGAUCUGAGCCAACGUUUGGCCAACGUCUUUGUCAAAGUUGGAAUUGAGUCUCUGCUCUUGUUCGUCCCCUUCGUCUGUAAGUUCUGGUACAGAGCGAGCCAGAACCCCGUGUGCUGGGAAAGCCUUGUCUUCCCAGACAGCGAAGAAGAAGCUACAAACGAUCCAUGGAGCCUCGACGACUAUGCCGCCAAUCUUCCAUCGACCUACGCCAAUCGCAUCGAAGGCCAGUCCUUCAAUUACUUCACGAGGAGAUUCGUGCGCGAGUUUGAAAUCGACUACAACAGUUUCUCAAUCCGUAGCUUCAUCAAAAUGGUCAUCAAUCACAGCUGUAGCAACACUAAGUUUUUGAAAAUCCCCGAGAUUUGCAGCUACUAUGUGAACGUCAUUGAAAAAAUACUGGAGCGAGAUAGUCAGAUUUGAGUUGGAGAGAGUCAGAUCUAAUGAAGGUGGGGCAGAGCUGUAGGGAGGGUGGGUUGGAGGUCUCGCGUGUUCUUAUUUCCCCUCAAACUCUCUUUCGGCCGCCACUCUCUUGUUUCCGUCUCACACUCAGUUGUCUUUGCUCUCAUCUGCCAUUGAGGCUUUGCUGCAGAAGCUCUCUUUAUUCAGUCUUAGACGGUCCUUUCUUACUUGGGUUUCAAGUGUCCAGCACCACUUCACCAGGAGAACAGAUUGUUACUCAGAAAGACUUGUUUCUUUUCAUACUCUCUAACAGACGGAGACAGAAGAUGCUGGCUGUGAAUUGCAGCUCUUCCUCUUCCACCUGUCGUCCUCCUCCACCAUUGGGCUCCCAUUUAAGCGGACCUGACAAUGGGGUUCUAGUUAACAUGUCACCUACACUCUUCUCCUACUUCAACCCUAUUGUACAGUUGGAUAGGACCUUACCUAACAAGGAUUCCCUUUGUUGUGACUCCGAGGAGGCACUGGGUUGUACUAUCAUCAACUCUUUUGCUUCCACACCAAAGUCUUCCACGGAGCUGAAGGAGGAGAUUGCCACGCUUGAGCUUGAAAUUAUGCAUUUAGAACGUCAUCUUCUUUCACUAUAUAGAACCACUUUUCAAGGAUGUGCCUUGCUGAGUACCCCAGAAAGCCAUUUACAAUUUAAGACGGGACACUCCAAAUUGGAGCUGCAAGUGCACAGAGGUGGAUUGGUCCAUCAUGAUCAAACUUCCCCUGCACAUCGCCGGGUCAGCUCAGAUAAUUGGAAUAGUGCCACCAGCAUAAAAGCCCCAUCUAACUGGGACCGGAAAAUUAAUUCUCGUCAUCGCAGCCUAGCUGAUCAUCUUGGUGAGACUCGCAAUGAUAGUACCCUUAAUACUCCAGAUAGACUUUCUGAAGAUAUCAUAAGAUGCAUCUCUUCUAUAUACUGCAAACUUGCCAAUCCCCAAACCCACACAUGCACGUCAGCGUCGCCUGCUUCCUCCUUGUCCUCCUCAAGUAUAUUUUCUUCUAAGAAUCCUUGUGAUAGUUGGAGUCCACAUUGCAAUGAGGAUGCUACAAUGCAUCAUCAAGGGUUGAAAGAAAACAGUGGACCCUAUGCCACAAUGAUAGAAGUGUUGAAGAUAUGUUUAGAUGAUGACAGCUUCAAUUAUGCUGCUAUGAUGCUGCAAAAUUUCAGGUCAUUGGUGAGAAGUCUAGAGAAGGUUGAUGUCCUAAAGAUGAAGCGUGAGGAGAAGCUUGUGUUCUGGAUUAACAUUCACAAUGCCUUGGUGAUGCAUGCAUACCUGGCAUAUGGAACUCACAGCCGUGUGAAAAGUACUUCAAUUUUAAAGGCAGCAUACAAUAUAGGUGGACAUUGCAUAAAUGCGUAUAUCAUACAGAGCUCCAUAUUAGGAAUUCGAGCACACCACUCAGCACCGUGGCUACAAACGUUGUUCCAUUCAGGAAGGAAGUUGAAGACAGGGAGCAUUAGACAUGCAUACUCGUUAGAAUACCCUGAGCCACUAGUCCAUUUUGCUCUAUGUUCAGGGGCGUACUCUGACCCAGCGGUUCGAGCAUACAGAGCAAAGAGCAUAUUUCAGGACCUGAAACUUGCUAAAAAAGAAUUCAUUCAAGCUAAUGUCUAUAUGUACAAGGAGACAAAGCUUUUCCUCCCAAAAAUUCUUUACUACUUUGCAAAAGACAUGUCACUGGGUAUGCUAGGGCUCUUGGAGGAAAUAAAUGAUUGUCUCUCAGACAUUCAAAAGAAAGCUAUCAGAAGCUGCAUGGCAGGAAAGCUUGACAAGUACAUACAAUGGCUACCUCAAAGUUCAACCUUUCGAAUCAUGCAGCAAAAACCAAUAGCCGACCGUUUCCAAGGACCGAAAGAACCUCUCCAUCCUUCCAGAGAUUGUUGUGGACUGGAGAGGAGAGGGUUGUGGUUGCUGCUGUUGACUGGCGUUUGCUGGUGAAUCAUGGUUGAAGAUAGUUUUUCAGACUCGUCUAUGGACAAAGUUUUAUUUAUUUAUUAUUUUUAUUAUUUUUUUAUUUUUCUGUGGGUCUUUUUUUGGUCUGGUACAAAGUAAACUUAUAAAAGUGUUGUAGCUCAAGUAGUUAAAAGCAUUUAUUUAUUUACCUGAGGUCCUAGGUUUGAUUCCCCGUCCCCAAUAUCGUUUGUAUUAAAAAAGAAAAAAAAAGGAUCAUGCUAUGGAGACGGCAUUAUCAGACAACAACCUUGUAAACCAACUCUCUAAUAAAGAUAGAACCUUCCAAUA